AUGUCCAGCCGACAGCUGAAGAAACUGCGGGCGCAAGAAGAGCAGAAAAGGGCUGCCCUGGCCGUCGACGGCGACGCCGACGAAGCUUCUUCGGGAAGCGAAGAAGAGAACCUAGGCGUUCGGCCGCGGGCCAAGAAUGCGUUUGCUGCUUUUGCGGCGCUGGGUGGGGAUGACGACGGGGAUGACGGGGGCGACAACAACAACGACGACGACGACGACGACGACGACGACAACAGGCACAACGAGGAUGGCAUAGAACGACCACCGAGUUCACAGCAGCAAGCGGCCAAGACGGCGAAGCCGGGCAAGAAGAAGAAGAAGGCAAAGAAGAAGGACAAGGGAGGCAAGACGGAAGCGGGUGCAGAGAGCGUGUCGGUGGCGAGUUCGCUGCCGGUAACGUCGCCGGGGAAGAAGGGGGCUAAGACAGAGAGGAAAGCAAAAAGCGCCAAGGACGCGGCCGCCGAGGACGACGGGCUGGACGAGAUCGACCGGGCCCUGAAGGAGCUCAAUAUACAGAGACCAGCGGCACAGCAGCAGGUCCAGCGGCAACAGGACCAGGACCAGUCGGCCACGGUGCUGGCGGGGGGCGGCAGCAACAUCCGGAUCCGGCUGAACUUCCACGAUUUGCGCGUGCUCAAUGAGCUGCGAGACGUUUUUGGGCGCGACACGAUCCGGGCGGCGCGGGCGGACGAGGGCGAGCGCGUCGACGGCAACCCAGGCGUCGUCAUGGUCGACCUGGAGACGUUUCUGCACGGCACGCCGACCGUGGCGCCGGGCAUGGGUCGACGAGCCGGCGCCAUGCUCGCGGCCGCAGCAGCCAGCCAGCGCGGCAUGACCGAGGCGGUCGCGCGGCGCAAUCCGUUCAUCGAGUUCAAGGACACCUGGGCGCGGGCGCCGUCGGGUGGCCUGGGCAUGCGGCAGGUGACGCCGACAGCUGCUGCCACGUCCAGUGCUGUGGCCGAGUACACGUUUACGCACAGCCCGGCCUACGUCCAGCUGGACCAGACGUUCUUCUCGCUGGUCAUGAUGCACAACCACCAUCCGCUGAUCCAAUUUCUGAAACAGAACCCCUACCACAUCGCCUCACUCAUCCAGGUCAGCCGGGUGGCCAAACAAGACCAAAACGCGGCCCUGGCAGCCGACCUCUGCGAGCGGGCGCUCUUCUCGUUUGGCCGCGCCACGCUGUCGUCGUUCCGCCAGAAGCUGGCCGAGGGCCUGGCGCGGCUCAGUUUCCGCCGACCCGAGAACCGGCAGUUCUUGCUGGCGGGCUACUACUACAUCAAGAGUCUGAUUCCGCGCGGCACUCAUCGCACCGCCCUGGCCUGGGUCAAGCUGUUUCUCAGCGUCAUGCCGGACGACGAGUACGGGCUGCUGCUGUGGGGACAUGCGCUGGCUAUCCGGGCGUCUGAGGAGCGCUGGCUGCUCGAGGUGUUUGGUGCGACUGACAAGGCGGGCGAUAAAGUGGAUGACAAAGCAGAUGACAAAGCAGAUGCCAAAUCUAUACCGGCCGUCCGCCGCAACCCCAUGCGGGCCUACAUCCGGCAGACGCUCGUGGUGGCGCGGCUGCAGCUGGGUGACGAGGCGGGCGCACGAACGGCACUGGAAGAUGGGCUGACACGGUUGCCGUGGCUGUAUGGCGCGCUCUUCCAGGCGCUGGGUCUGGAUGUGCCGCUGGCCGUCUGGGGCGUGCAACCGCGCGACGACGCCGAGGCCUUGUAUACGCAGCUGUAUGUGCAGCAGGCCCGUGACUUGUGGGAGUCAACGCCGGUGGCGGCGCUGCUUCGGGAUGUGGCAGCGACGAUGCCCAAGCAGACACCGGCCGCCAUCACUGUCCUGCCGCCGGCUGAGCCCGUCUCGCCCAGCAUUGCCCGGUUCGCCUACCUCGACGGCACGCCGGUCACGAUGGCCCUGGUGCCCGGCAGCAUGCUGCAUGCGUCGCCCAACUACGACUUUGACCCGCUGCCGCCGCCACGGGCGCUCAACAUCUUCUCGCACGUCGGCCAGGAGCGGCCGUGGAUCGUGGCGGCCAACGAGGAGGAAGAGGAGGGACGUGCCGGUGCCAGUGCUGGUGCUGGUGCUGGUGCUGGUGCUGGUUUUGAUGCCUGGGGUGCCCUCGACCGCUUCCUUAUGGCGCCCGGGGCCGCGCUGGACCCUGGUUUUGGCGACGAGGACGACUUUGACAGCGGAGGUGACGACAACGAGGACGAGGACGACGAGACAAACCAGCACGCAGACGUCCAGACAAGCCAGGAGCAGUAUACCCGGCAGAGGACGGGCAGCAUGCCGGGCGCGUGGGUGGAAGACGUCGACGAUGAAGAGUUUUUGUAA
Messenger RNA from Grosmannia clavigera kw1407, 2328 nucleotides. RefSeq names its product nulp1-pending protein. The coding region runs from base 1 to 2328 and encodes 775 amino acids. The record is from RefSeq and is a predicted model, not a curated record. Gene Ontology annotation, cellular component: RQC complex. Lineage: Eukaryota; Fungi; Ascomycota; Sordariomycetes; Ophiostomatales; Ophiostomataceae. Gene Ontology annotation, biological process: ribosome-associated ubiquitin-dependent protein catabolic process; rescue of stalled cytosolic ribosome. The transcript is spliced from 3 exons.